GAUGUCGGAUCCUCCUUCCUCUCAGACCUCGGCUUCUGCCUUCUCCAUGGCGGACAGAAGCUCCGCAAACUCUCCAAAGUUUCACUUCGGCUCGCAAAUCCCCUCCUUUUUCUGCCAGGAGACAGGCAUCCAUUGCAGCAAGCACCGGCCCGUGGUCCUCCCACAAGACCCCUUCAUCGAUCUCGUUUCCUUCGUUCUAUCCCAGCCCCAUCGCGGCGUCACUGCCCUCGUCGACUCCGCCACCGGCGCUUCACUCUCCUACGCCGACCUUCGCCGCAUGGUCGCAUCCUUCGCUUCUGGCCUCUCCCAGAUCGGCGUCACUGCCAAUGGCGUCGUCCUCGUGUUGCUACCCAACAUCAUUCUCUUCCCCGUUAUCUUCCUGGCUAUCCUCGCCGCUGGCGCUAUUUUCUCCUCCAUGAACCCGCUAAGCAAGCGCGAUGAGGUCGUGAAACAAAUGAAACAGUGCCGAUUUACCCUAAUUUUUACCACCGCUGAGAAUGCGCCCAAUUUGACCGGAUUGGGCGUUAAGAUUGUCAUCGUGCCUGAAGAACCCGAUUCCAGUCCGUCAAAGUUUUCUCAUUUCUACAGUCUCAUGUCGAGCCGCCCUACCGACGCCCCGAGGCCGGUGAUUCGUCAGACGGACGCGGCGGCGAUACUGUUCUCAUCGGGCACAACGGGAGACGUCAAGGGAGUCGUUCUCACCCAUAGAAAUUUGAUUGCCGCGGUGGAGCUUUUUGUGGGGUUCGAGGCGUCGCAGUGCGAGCGUGAAAGCUGUAAGGAUGUCUACCUCGCCGCUAUCCCCAUGUUCCAUAUCUACGGGCUUUCCCUCUUCUCGAUGGGCAUCUUAUCUUUCGGCGCGGCCAUUGUCGUGAUGAAGAAGUUUGAUGUGGCCGAGGCGGUGAGGGUUAUAGAUGCAAUGAAGGUCACUCAUUUCCCAGUGGUUCCACCGAUUCUGGCAUCGCUGGCAAGGUCGGAGGGGACUGGUGGCUCUCGGUUGGAGACUCUAGUGCAAGUAUCUUGCGGCGCGGCUCCGCUGAACCAAAAAGUGAUGCGUGACUUCUUGAAUGCCUAUCCUCACGUAGAUUUAAUUCAGGGAUAUGGCUUGACGGAAUCUUCUGCAGUAGGAACUCGUGGUUUCAAUACAAUAAACUCCAAAAAGCAUACUUCUGUGGGAUUGCUAGCUCCAAACAUGGAAGCUAGGGUAAUUGAUAUAGAAACAGGGUUCUCUUUGCCUCCAGGUAGCGGCGGAGAGCUGUUGCUACGGGGACCAGCAAUUAUGAAAGGUUAUUUAAACAAUGAGAACGCUACCCUGUCUACAGUUGUUGAGGAUGGUUGGCUGAAAACAGGUGACAUAGCAUAUUUCGAUCAAGAUGGAUUCUUGUUUAUAUCGGACCGCUUAAAAGAAACCAUCAAGUACAAAGGGUUUCAGAUAGCUCCUGCUGAUUUAGAAGCGCUCUUGAUCACACAUCAAGAAGUCCAAGAUGUUGCAGUUACAUCAGCUAAGAAUGAAGAAGCUGGGGAGAUACCAGUAGCAUUUAUAGUUAGAAGCUCAGGAAGUAAGCUAUCUUCCAGUGACAUAAUCAACUUCGUGGCUAAGAAGGUGGCACCAUAUAAGAAGGUCAGAGAGGUCGUCUUUGUUAACUCAAUUCCCAGAUCGGCAUCAGGAAAAGUACUUAGAAGGAAACUGCGUGACAGUUUAGCCUAUUCCAAACUGUAGUUCAACGGCCAUUCGAGUCAGCUUCCACAUUGCCUAAAUUGGUUUUUAUAUAUAUUUAUUAAAAAUGAAUUCUUAUGUGAUUUAUUUUAGGAACAACUGUAUCUCAAAAGCACUUUAUUAGAGCCUUUUCAUGGUGCUAUAAAAAAAAAUC
Messenger RNA from Zingiber officinale, 1868 nucleotides. Its product is annotated as 4-coumarate--CoA ligase-like 6. The record is from RefSeq and is a predicted model, not a curated record. The coding region runs from base 2 to 1717 and encodes 571 amino acids. Lineage: Eukaryota; Viridiplantae; Streptophyta; Magnoliopsida; Zingiberales; Zingiberaceae. Gene Ontology annotation, molecular function: CoA-ligase activity. Gene Ontology annotation, biological process: ubiquinone biosynthetic process. Gene Ontology annotation, cellular component: peroxisome. The transcript has 6 exons.